AUGAUGCUCCUCGGCCCAAGCCUUUACGGUGACAGCGGCGCGGCUGGGGUGCGCGCGAGCAGAGUAAGAGAGGAGCGACGGAUGCGGGAGGAGCGGCUGCUGCAGGCUCAAGUGAGAUCCCGUCGUAUUGGCAUGGGUCGCUUCAGCCUUUUGAGGCGCCUCAAAACUUGCUGCAGGCUCAAAUUAUCGAAUCCGGGAGCAAUGCAAGCUCCUUCGCAGACAUCGCGUAAUGACGUGAGAAUCGUUGCGGCACCGGGGCUCCAGAUAGUGCUUACGGGUCAUUGGAUAACCAAUAACUGUUUUUCCCGCUCUUUCCCUCCUUCCUUGAUCCACAUCACCACCAACCAACCAACCAACCAGGUGAACAGUACGCUGGCGUCUCUCGAAAGGAAUGCUGACGUGGCGUCGCUGACUCAGCAGCAAACAACAUGCUCGUGCUACCGCGUGCGCAAUGAUUACUGCUGCUACCAGUACAUGUGCAAGUGCUCUCCCAUGUGCUGGAACGGCUACCAGCCGAUUUCUCUGGGUGAGCCCAAGUGUGCACCAGCAACAGAGCACGCACCUCCCCAACCGGGCCAGCCGCCCGUGCUCACCCCUGUGAGCUGCGCAGAGCAACACACAUUCCGCAGCGCUCUCUACAGCUGCUUUCCAGAGACUUCCGAAGGGGGCCUGGGCGUACGGAGUACAGGGGAAGGGGGAGGUGGUAGUGGGGGCGGAGGGGAGGGCGGAGAGAGGGGCGGAGGACGAGGUGGGGAAGGGUGGCUGGGGAGCCGUAGCGGGGUGGACUGGCGGUUUGGGCAGACGAUGCUACAGACGUUCAGCCAGAGCGAGGGCAACAUUGCACACUUCUCUCGUAAGUGGGGUGGGGUGGGUGCACCCGCUGGAGGUUGUGGUGCAGGUUUACUGCUGUACUGCAAUCCACUGCAGCACUUCCCCAACCUCCCUCUCUCCUCCCACCCCCUCCCUUUUAUCCCAACUGCAGAGAAGGUCUUCACGCUCCUCCUGGCCAACAACUUCACGGCGUCAGCUGCGCUGCAAUCCACCGUGAAUCGCCUCAUGCUGCCUCGCUCGCCACAGUUCAUUGAACGAAUUCGAACGAUAGGUGCAGACUCCAUGUUUGCUCGGGUGAUGCAGGCCAUGAUCGAAUUCGCUGUCACGCCGCUGCUCGCCUCCCGCGUGCACAACUCUCCGGAACUCCUCGCUCACAAGACCCUGGGGGACCUACCAAUGGCAUUCGGCCUAGUGGAGUUCGAGUCUGCAUGGAACGCAGCGACCGAAUCCCGCCCCCUCUGCUUCGAAAGCCUCCUCCUCCCUGGCAUCUUUAAGGGAAUGGUCUUCCCGUCCCACCCUGACCAAGGCACCUACCUGGAGAGACACCUGAGGAUCAAGCUGGGGCUGAAGCCUCCAGAGAAAAUGGUGUGGGGGGCGGAUGGGGCGAGGGGGUGGCGGCCGCGGGUGCUGUAUAUCACACGGCUGGGGGCGGAGUUGAAGGGUCGGCGGUGCUUCGUUCCGGAGAGCCAUGAGGCACUGCUGAGGCUCAUGAAUGAUUUGGAUUUUCAGGUGACAAUGGUCGAGAUGGGUCACCUCACAUUCCGCCAGCAGUUCGAAGCCAUUCAAUCGGCCGACAUCAUCAUUUCCCUCCACAGCGCAUCCUUGAUGAACGCGCCUCUUUUCGCCCGACGCAACGUCGUUGUUAUUGAAAUAAUGCCCUACAAGGUGGCUCACGAGUUGUACUACUCUCUAAUGCUCAACUCCGGAAUGCCGUAUAUCCUCAAGAUGUGCCGCAAAGGGGACGAGCAGGAGGGCGACGCAGAGUUCAAGGAUCUGAACCAUUUCGAUUGCAUGCACAAGCACGCAGCGUGCAAGGAGCAUCAUGUUCACCACCGGCGCGUGAAACUCACGAACCGAGAUCUGCAGGAUUUGAAAACUAUGCUGAUGGUGGCAAAGGGUGUGACUGGCGCGAGCUUGGGGGCGUUUGGGAGGGAGAUUCAGCCCAAGGAGCUGCCAAGGUGGGCAGAAGAGAAGUUCAAGGAUGUGUGUGUGGCCCGAGAUGUGGAUUGGUCCGGACCGCGGAACGAUUUUUUACGGGUGCCCAAGCCAGGUAAGGCGGACGAGGAUUUUAUAUGUGUGUUUUCGAGGGAUGAUCUUGAUGAUGCAUGA
Molecule: messenger RNA, 2160 nt
Organism: Closterium sp. NIES-65
Lineage: Eukaryota; Viridiplantae; Streptophyta; Zygnematophyceae; Desmidiales; Closteriaceae
Source: the annotation of a GenBank genome assembly